Messenger RNA from Melanaphis sacchari, 641 nucleotides. RefSeq lists its product as uncharacterized. Lineage: Eukaryota; Metazoa; Arthropoda; Insecta; Hemiptera; Aphididae. The record is from RefSeq and is a predicted model, not a curated record. The transcript is spliced from 3 exons. Bases 164 to 628 code for a protein of 154 amino acids.
UCAGUAGUCAUAGUUUGAUACUCUAUUGAUUGAAAUUUUUUGUAAUCUUCGAUCUUAAUAAAUUUAAAAUUUUAUAUUUAUUUUUGUUAAAAAAAAAUAAUAUUUUGUUUUACAAAUUAACAGUUUUUGUGGAUUUCGCUUAUUGUUGAUUCUAUACAUUAUAAUGGCAAGUGAUGAGAUACCGUUCGUUAAAGCAAUUGCAAAUUACAGACCACCUCCAUUGAAUAAAGAUACUGCAUUAAAUUACUACGCCCCUGCAUUUGGCACUUUAAACUAUACAUUUUUAUCUAUUAAUGUGAUGAACCCUGGACUUUUGCAAAGAGCUCUACCUAAACCAGACCUUACAAAUAUGUUUUUAUUCAACUCUUGUUUUGGAUCAUUUUUAUUUAUUGCUGGACGCCCACAUCUCAGCGAAGCGCCUUUCAAAUUACGCGUAGCAUAUAGCGUGUAUGGAUCAAUUUUGUUCAACAUGGGAUCAGUUUUAUCAUGGGCUAUUUUACGUAGUUUAUUGCCAAAUAACUCUGGUUUGGCUACUGUUGCUGGUUUAAUUUCAGGAUUCGCAUUGACCAGCUGUGGUGUUGCAUACUUGAGUUACAAUGAUAAAGUCGUUAAAGCAAAUAAAAAAUAGAAAUUAGUUUUUA